Molecule: messenger RNA, 607 nt
Organism: Condylura cristata (star-nosed mole)
Lineage: Eukaryota; Metazoa; Chordata; Mammalia; Eulipotyphla; Talpidae
Gene: RARRES2
Product: retinoic acid receptor responder (tazarotene induced) 2
Exons: 5
Coding region: 102-518 (138 amino acids)
Biological process (GO): regulation of lipid catabolic process; inflammatory response
Molecular function (GO): signaling receptor binding
Source: RefSeq, a predicted model, not a curated record
UGCUGGAGGGGGCCGGGAAGAGGCAGAAGGCCUGGCCAGAGGCAGCUGCCGGGAAGAGUAGGAGACCAGAGGCCAGGAAAGGAGGUGACCAAGGCGCCGCCAUGUGGCAGCUGCUGCUCCCGCUGGCCCUGUGGCUGGGCGCGGCAGGCUGGGGCCGGGCAGAGCUCACCGACCCCCAGCGCCGGGGCCUGCAGGUGGCCCUGGAGGAAUUCCACAAGCACAACUCAGUGCAGUGGGCCUUCCGGGAGACCGGCGUGGACAAGGCCACGGACACACCCUCCCCAGCGGGGACCUUCGUGAGGCUGGAGUUCCAGCUCCAGCAGACGAGCUGCCGCAGGAAGGACUGGAAGAAGGCCGAGUGCAAGCUGAAGCCCAAUGGGGUGAGUGCAUCCGCUGCCCGGCAGGAGCCGGGGGAGCGCCCGGAGGCCUGCAGGCGGGUGCAGCAGACCGGCGAGGACUCCCACAGCUACUACUUCCCUGGACAAUUCGCCUUCUUCAAGGCGCUGCCCCCCAGCUGAGCCCGACAGAGACCCUCCCGCGAAGGCGGCGCCGAGCAAGCAGCCGCUGCACCUGAGGGCCGCCCCCGCCCGCGCAAUAAAGUCCGCUC